UUGUAUGUCUUCUCCACACAACCAUAGUGCAUGAGAGCUCUCACACGCACUUAUACCAAAAUAUUCGAGAUGUUUGCCGAGCUCUUAGCCUCAUUUCUCUUCCUAAUCUUCUCAUUGCUCUUCACCAGCAACAAGAACAACUCGUUGGCCCGGAAAUCCGGAGAACCUAAUGGAAGUUCGGGUUCCAGUCUACUCCCGAGAUCGUACCCGAUUAUCGGCUCCUACUUCGCCAUAUAUGCUAACCGAGAGCGGCGGGUCCAGUGGCUAUCCGACAUGAUCCAAAGCUCCCCGUCAGCCACUUUCGUCCUCCACCGCUUCCUUGGCCAGCGGCAGGUAUUCACGGCCGACCCCGACAACGUCCACCACAUCCUCAAGACCCACUUCCACAUCUACCCCAAGGGCGAGCUCCUCAGGCGGAGCCUCCACGACUUCCUCGGGGACGGCAUCUUCAAUGUGAACGGAGACACGUGGAAGAUCCAGAGGCAGAUCUCCAGCCACGAGUUCAACCGCAAGUCCCUAAGGAAGUUUGUCAAGACCGUAGUCGAAACGGAGCUCUCCGACCGGCUCGUCCCCAUAAUGGCUACCGCUGCAGGUAACAAGACCGUCCUUGAUUUGCAGGACAUCCUCCAGAGGUUCACGUUCGACAACAUCUGUAAGAUUGCAUUCGGGUAUGACCCUGCCUACUUGUUGCCAUCCCUCCCACAAGGGAAGUUCGCGGACGCGUUCGAGGAGGCAGUCCUAAUAAGCAGUGGGAGACUCAACUCGAUCCUCCCGAUAGUCUGGAAGCUUAAGAGGCUUCUCGGAGUGGGGUCAGAGAAGCGGCUCAAGGUGGCAGUCUCACGUGUACGAGAUUUUGCGAGGGAUCUCAUCCGCGAAAAGAAGCGGCUCAUCGUGAGACAGUCGAGCGAUGAUCAGGUUGAGGUGGACAUCCUGUCGAGGUUUCUGAUGUCGGGUCACUCGGACGAGAACUUUGUCAUAGACAUAGUCAUUAGUUUCAUACACGCAGGGCGGGACACGACCUCGGCCGCCCUAACGUGGUUCUUCUGGCUGAUCUCUCAAAACCCAGAUGCGGAACGUGAGAUUCUCAAUGAAAUACGCGAGAAGUCAGGUUCAGGCACAGCUGUUCUCGAUGAGAUGAGAGACAUGGUAUACACGCAUGCCGCCCUAUGCGAGAGUAUGCGGCUCUACCCGCCGGUGCCGGUGGACACAAAAGAAGCCCUGGUGGACGAUUUUCUGCCUGAUGGGACGUUAGUGAAGAAGGGCACGAGAGUCGUGUACCAUCCCUACGCGAUGGGGAGAUUGCCUGAGCUCUGGGGCCCGGACUGGGCUGAGUUCAGGCCUGAAAGGUGGCUGGAGAAGGAUGCCGACAUUCCUGGAAAGUGGAACUUCGUCGGGAGAGAUCAUUAUUUAUAUCCUGUGUUCCAAGCGGGGCCCAGGAUCUGUCUGGGGAAGGAGAUGGCGUUCCUCCAGAUGAAAAGGGUGGUCGCCGGAGUCCUGGAGCGGUUCAAUGUUGUGCCAGCGCUGGAUCAAGGCCGUAAGCCGGAGUAUUUCGCAGACUUGACAUCGAAAAUGAAAGGAGGGUUCCCCGUGAGAAUUGAACAUAGGAUGGGUAGCAAGUGAAAUGCUAAUUAACUCGCUCUCGAUUUGCUAAUUAGCAAUGCUACUAGUUAAUUAGCUCGAUGUUGUUUCAUCAUCUUAAUGAGAUGAUGGACAAAACACAAUUAGAAUGCAAGAAUUAAAAGAUAAGUUGUUGGUUAUUUGCAUUUUCCAUCCCCACUCGCCCUUUGCAAAUAAUGGCAGUUUUGUAUUCCUGUUUCCUUAGAACGUGAAAAGGUUAGCUUAUCAUA
Molecule: messenger RNA, 1847 nt
Organism: Punica granatum (pomegranate)
Lineage: Eukaryota; Viridiplantae; Streptophyta; Magnoliopsida; Myrtales; Lythraceae
Source: RefSeq, a predicted model, not a curated record